Molecule: messenger RNA, 1707 nt
Organism: Nematolebias whitei (Rio pearlfish)
Lineage: Eukaryota; Metazoa; Chordata; Actinopteri; Cyprinodontiformes; Rivulidae
Gene: il20ra
Product: interleukin 20 receptor, alpha
Exons: 7
Coding region: 1-1707 (568 amino acids)
Molecular function (GO): protein binding
Source: RefSeq, a predicted model, not a curated record
AUGUGGACUGAGUGGAUUUUUAUUGGCCUGUUGGUUCUGCCCUGCGCAGUUUCCACCUCGCAACCCAAACCAAUUAAAGUGAGGUUCUCCUCUGUGAACCUGAGGAACGUACUGCACUGGUUACCAGGAAAUGAUUCGCUGGACACAAAAUUUACAGUGCAAUAUGCUGUCUACGGGAAACCUAUUAAGAACGCUGAAGGAAAAUCUGAAAUCUGGAGACCAGUGCAGGAGUGCAGGAAAAUAACACGGACUUGGUGCGAUCUGAGCAAUGAGACAAAGGCCGAGGAACAAGGGUAUUUUGCCAGAGUUCGUGCCAUAGGGUCGCAAUCCUCUUCAACCUGGGUUGUGACACCAAGGUUUGACCCAAAAUCAGAAACUGUUUUUGGUGCGCCUGAGGUUUCUGUGGAAAUAGAGAACAACAGUGCCAUUAUCAGUCUGAAGGGACCAAUGAGGUAUUUAUCAAACACUGCAAGGCUUCACCCCAUGAAGGAGGUCUACCCCCACAUGUCUUACAACCUCUCCAUCCACAAUACCCACCUCAACCAGGUGCAAUAUAUUCCAGUGGUCACCAGCCCAUACAAAUAUCAGCUGAUGGAGUACAAUACAAAAUACUGCUUCUCUGCCAAGACUAGAUUCCUCACCAUUCAAAUGAAAAGCAAGUCCUCCGUGUGGCACUGCAUAACCACGCCUAAAGAUCCUGUGAUUGAGCAGCUGCAAAGUUCACUUGUGGGGAUUGUCGUCCCAGGUCUGUGCAUUUGCAUGUUUGUGGUGAUUGGAUACAUUCUCUAUCACUACCUCACUGGGAAUGACCAGAAGAUCCCACGUACACUAAAGCAACCUUCCUUCUACCCACCUCCUCUCAAGUACGCUACGGACAUUACCCACCUUGUGACCAUCACAGAACAGCCACAGUUCUCUAAGCCCCUGCCAGUCAUUGAUUUAAACCCCCCACCCAUAUAUACCCCUCCAAACCCCAAGGAUGAUUUAGAAGGUGACUAUGGCAGUGUUUCCAGAGAAGGGGAUGGCCAUGAAGAAAGAGACAAUCAGAAUAUCACGACGUGUGAUCACGCAAGUCCCUCAGCUGGUGUUUAUGCACCUCAGGUAAAUACCUGCAACUGUCGCAGUCUGGCCCAUGCAGGCCAUCAAUUGCAAACCCCAGAGCAGACAGAGGCUGUCUCUUUAAUACAGAUGCACCUGUGGCCGCAGGUAAAUACAACUUUACCACUGCGCCCACAUGCACCAGUUCUAUCUUCUCAGGAAUCAGUAGCAGGAGAGUCUUCAGGUCUGUUUAUAAGCAGAAACUCAUUUACUGGCCUCUUUGAUCUCCAUCUGAACCUACAUAAACAGAAGGAGGCAGAGGAGGGGAGACGGACCAGUGGAAAAGAAAAGGGAGGCCAGGAAGAAAGAAGUAGCAGCGAAAAUGUUCCUCUGCUUUCUGGUUACGCGCCUUGGAAUAUAACGAACGUGCCUCCAGUCCAAUCUGAUGAGUCUGAUUACUCAGCAGAAUACUCGUGUGUUGUGAUUCAACCUCCGGCAGAGACAGCAGAGCAAAGUGAGUCGACAAAUGGGAGGGAGGGGGGAUACGUGCCUAUCAGCUGGAGCAGCGAGACAAGUCAGCUAGAGCUGCCACAGCCAGAGGGAGGUGAAGAAAUAACUGGAGAUAGCAUUUUUAAUGGAAAAUGGGGCUUGGUUUUACUGAACGAGUAG